CAGUUAAAGUAUCAACUGUAGUAAAACAAAAUGAUAAAAAUCAGGUUUAACUCGGGAGCUGGUCAUCAUUUUUAAAACGAGUCGACUCAAAAACCCCUCCAAACUCAUAAACCUUCUAAAACCCUCUUAUCUAAAACUUCAACACAACUUCUCAAAUUAAAGCAAGAAAAAUGUUCAUCACAUUAACAGCACAAUCUCAGUGUUAUUCAUUACAAUUAAACAACAAUUAUCCUCAAUUUCACCUUCCAAAAAAACCCCAAUUUCUAAGAAUCAAAAUUUCUAAAAAAUGGAGGUGCUCUUCUUCUUCAAAACAACCCCAACAACAGCAAAAUCAACCCAAAAAAGAAGAAGAAUCAUCAACGAGUGAGAAACGAGCUGAUCCAGUUGGGUUUUUAACUCGACUCGGUAUUACCCACAAAGCUUUUUCUCAGUUCCUGCGUGAAAGGCACAAGGCUUAUAAAAACCGUAAAGAUGAAAUAUUUCAGCGGUUCAUGAAUCUCAAAGAAUUGGCUUCUGGGUAUGAAUUGUUGGGUAUGCAUCGACAUCCGCAGCAUCGUGUAGAUUUCAUGGAAUGGGCUCCAGGUGCACGAUAUUGUGCUUUAGUUGGUGACUUCAAUAAUUGGUCUCCUGUUGAGAAUGCUGCUAGAGAAGGUCACCUCGGCCAUGAUGAUUAUGGGUACUGGUUUGUAAUUCUUGAUGAUAAGUUGAGGGAUGGAGAAGAGGCCGAUGAUCUUUAUUUCCAGCAAUACAAUUAUGUUGAUGACUAUGAUAAAGGUGAUACAGUUUCCAUUGACGAAGCUUUCCAGAGAGCAAAUGACGAGUAUUGGGAACCAGGGGAGGACCGCUACCUCAAUAAUCGAUAUGAAGUAGCAUCGAAAUUGUAUGAACAAAUUUUUGGCCCUAAUGGACCACAAACACUGGAGGAACUGGAAGAAUUACCAGAUGCUGAAACUAGAUACAAGGCUUACAGAGAACAGCAUAAAGAUAAGCCUCCUGAAUUCUUUCGUUAUGAUGUGAUUGAUAGCGGAAAGGAAUAUGACAUUUAUAAUGUUGUGGAUGAUCCAAUUUCCCGAGAGAAAUUUCGUAACAUGAAGCCUCCUCUUGCUUAUUGGUUUGAGACAAGAAAAGGAAGAAAAGCUUGGAUGAAGAAGUAUAGUCCUUGUAUUCCACACGGAAGCAAGUACAGGGUCUAUUUCAACACUCCUGAUGGAGCUUUGGAAAGAGUUCCAGCCUGGGCUACUUAUGUUCUUCCAGAUGUGGAGGGAGAUCAACCUUGUGCUGUUCACUGGGAGCCGCCUCCUGAGAGCGCUCAUAAGUGGAGAAACAAGCAGCCGGCUGUCCCAAAAUCCUUGCGCAUUUAUGAGUGCCACAUUGGAAUCAGUGGGUUAGAGCCUACGAUAACCUCCUUUAAUGAUUUUACUGAGAAGACCCUUCCUUUCAUAAAGCAUCUCGGGUACAAUGCAGUCCAAUUAUUUGGUGUUAUUGAGCACAAAGAUUACUACACAGCUGGUUAUAGAGUUACAAACAUGUAUGCUGUAAGCAGUCGUUAUGGCACUCCAGAAGACUUCAAGCACUUGAUUGAUGAAGCUCAUGGUCUAGGACUACUAGUAUUUCUAGAUGUUGUGCAUUCAUAUGCAGCAGCAGAUGAGAUGAUUGGAUUGUCACAUUUUGAUGGAACAAAUGACUGCUACUUUCAUACUGGGAAACGAGGACAGCACAAAUAUUGGGGAACUAGAAUGUUCAAGUAUGGUGAUGUUGAUGUGCUACAGUAUCUCCUUUCCAACCUGAAUUGGUGGGUUGAAGAGUAUCAAAUUGAUGGUUUUCAGUUUCAUUCGCUCUCUUCAAUGAUUUAUACACACAAUGGCUUUGCUAGUUUCACUGGUGAAUUGGGGGAAUACUGCAAUCAAUAUGUAGAUAGGGAUGCCCUAAUGUACCUCAUCAUGGCAAAUGACAUUCUGCAUGCUCUGCAUCCCAAUAUUAUAACUAUUGCAGAAGAUGCGACAUAUUAUCCUGGAUUGUGUGAGCCCACUUCUCAAGGUGGACUAGGAUUUGAUUACUAUGUUAAUCUUUCUGCAUCUGAGAUGUGGCUGGACUUUAUUGAGAAUGUCCCUGAUGACAAAUGGAGCAUGAGUAAGAUUGUGACAACACUGAUGGGUAGCAAAUUGCAUGCUGAUAAGAUGCUUCUAUAUGCUGAAAAUCACAAUCAGUCAAUAUCUGGAGCGAAGUCUUUUGCAGAGAUAUUAUUUGGUAAUAUUGAAGAACAGUCACUAGAAUCAACAGACUUGUUUCUAAGAGGAACAUCAUUACACAAACUUAUCAGACUGAUUACCUUUACUAUUGGUGGCCGUGCUUAUCUCAAUUUCAUGGGCAAUGAAUUUGGGCAUCCCAAGAGAGUUGAGUUUCCAACGGCAAGCAAUGACUUCUCAAUGGAAUCAGCAAACCGACGUUGGGAUUUGUUAAUGGAGCAAGGCAUUCACUUUGAUUUAUUUGCCUUUGACCAGGACAUGAUGAAGAUGGAUGAAAGAGAAAGGGUCCUUUCAAGAGGCUUACUAAAUGUUCACCAUGUGAAUGAUGAUACAAUGGUAAUUUCUUACAUGAGAGGUCCUCUUUUGUUCAUUUUUAACUUUCAUCCGACUAAAUCAUACGAGGGAUAUUAUGUUGGAGUUGAAGAGGCUGGGGAAUAUCAAAUCGUGCUAAAUACUGAUGAGAAGAAAUAUGGUGGAAGAGAUAUUGUCCACCGUGAGCAAUAUCUCCAGAGAAGCAUUAGGAAGAGAAUUGAUGGUCUCCAGGACUGUCUACAAGUGCCAUUGCCUAGUAGGACUGCUCAGGUCUACAAAUUGUCACGAAUAUUGAGAACAUGAUUUUUUAACGGAUAGAGGGAUGCAAGUUUUGCAGACUUAUCUAGUUUUGACCUUGUACUGUUGUGAGCUACGACUAUGCUAACUGAUACUGGUAGCAAGUGAUAGACUAAACCUGAAUGACUGUUCAAGAAUUAAUGUGCUUUUGGCAAAGGAUAAUGUACACACUAUCAAACGAUUAUGGCAAUGCAUCUCAAAGUGGGCAAUCUUGUACAUAUGAGAUAUGAUGCGUUAUUACUGCUCUCAGCCCUGUCUGCGGGAGGUUUAUCUGGGAUGCAGUUCCAGUGACCUCAAGUCCUCAGUUGGAGAAAAUGAUGUCAUGCCAACGAAGGGGGUUAUGGAGACAAACUGGAUGUUUAUUACUGAGCCUGCUUUAGCAUAGGUAGGACAAUUUGUACGCUGAAAGCCUGGAGGGUAUGUACUCAAAACUGUCAUCAAAAGUACGUCUAAUUUGGUCAUUGUGGGUGCCAUGCCUUAUAAACAUACAAUGUAAAUUUGUAAUACUACAUAUAUACUUUGUAAUUUGUAUAUGGUAGUCAAAUAUUGUUAAUAGCAAGUUAAGGGUUUUAAGGUUUACAACAUUGAUAAAUAAGUGCAAUGGAUAAACGAGCUGAAGGAUUACUACAAUGGAUAAAUGUGAUUACUUUUAUAAAUAAGUGGAGUUAUACUUUAAAUAGCCAAAUUUAAAUAAUAGGGAUUACUCCAAUGGACAAAUAGGGUUUCUUUAAUUUUUAAUUAAUUGAUUUACUUGCACAAAAAAUGGGGGUUACUCUCAUAAGUGGAUUUUCCAAUUGGUGUAUUUAUUUUUUAGUUCUCUUUUGUAGCCUUUUCUCUUUAUUUUACUCUUUUCUACCCCUUUUGUAGUUUAUUUUCU
Messenger RNA from Chenopodium quinoa (quinoa), 3732 nucleotides. Its product is annotated as 1,4-alpha-glucan-branching enzyme 3, chloroplastic/amyloplastic-like. The record is from RefSeq and is a predicted model, not a curated record. Gene Ontology annotation, biological process: glycogen biosynthetic process. The transcript is spliced from 21 exons. Lineage: Eukaryota; Viridiplantae; Streptophyta; Magnoliopsida; Caryophyllales; Amaranthaceae. Gene Ontology annotation, molecular function: cation binding; hydrolase activity, hydrolyzing O-glycosyl compounds; 1,4-alpha-glucan branching enzyme activity. Bases 171 to 2861 code for a protein of 896 amino acids. Gene Ontology annotation, cellular component: cytoplasm.